AUGAGUGGUAAUUUUAAAGGAGUACAGUCUGUUAUAAGAGAAGUACAUCCCGCUGCACUUUAUGUCCACUGUAGUGCACAUUCGUUAAAUUUAGCACUUGCUCAUUCGUCAAACAUUCACCAUAUUCGAAAUUGUAUUGGAACAAUAAAAUCUGUAGGAAAUUUUAUUAAAAUGUCGGCCAAACGAACUGAAUUAUUAAAAAAUAAAAUAAAAGAAUUUCUUCCUGAAACUAAAUGGACAAAAUUAACUUCCAUGUGUGAGACUAGGUGGGUUGAAAAUCAUGAUGGUAUGCUUAGAUUUUCAGAAAUAUAUAAAUCUAUUGUUGCAACAUUAGAAGAACUACAAUUAUUUGUUGACAUUGAAACAUCAUCUAAAGCUUUACAGUUAUAUAAGUGUGUAACAACUAGUGAAUUUAUAAUAAGUAUGAUAACUGCGACCACACUUUUUUCUAUAACUUUGCCAUUAUGUAAAAUAUUGCAGUCGGUGAAAUGUGAUUUGAGUGAAGCAGUAGAUCAUGUUGAAACUGUUUUAAGUGAAGUGAAAGAUAUGCGAACAAAUAUUAAUGAAAAUUUCAAAAAAAUAUUCAAUAAAUCAGAACAAUUGUUCAUAUCCGUGAACGAGGAAGAAAAAAUAAAAAUACCAAGGUUAGUAAGUCGUUCAACAACUAGAAUAAAUGUGGAUACCAAAAUUCCUGAAGACUAUUUUCGUAUUGCAAUUGCAAUUCCAUUCUAUGAUGAUUUUAUUAGUCAACUUAAAGAACGGUUUUCCAAACACAAGACGAUUUUAUCGUCUUUGUAUUUAUUAAUACCAAAAAUGUGUUUGAAAUCUCCAAUUUUAGAAUCAGAUUUUAGUAUAUAUUCAGAUUUUAUAAAUGUUGACACAUUACCUUCAGAACUAAAAUUGUGGAAAAUAAAAUGGAUUGCUUUCAAAGAUGUAGAUCGUCCACAUACAGCUGUAGAAGCACUAAAUUAUUGUAAUCCUGAACUUUUUCCAAAUAUUCAUUUUUUAUUAAAAGUACUAGCUACAUUACCGGUUUCUACAGCAACUCCCGAACGAACUUUUUCGACAUUAAAACGCGUCAAGACAUUUUUACGGAACUCUACGGGACAAGAAAGACUAACUGGACUAGCUCUAUUAAGUGUCCAUAGAGAUGUUACAGUUAAUCCCGAUGAAGUGUUAAACCAGUUUGCUCUUCAAAAAGAUAGGAACAUAUUAUUAGUUUAA
Messenger RNA from Macrosiphum euphorbiae (potato aphid), 1224 nucleotides. NCBI's taxonomy places the organism in Eukaryota, Metazoa, Arthropoda, Insecta, Hemiptera, Aphididae. The record is from the annotation of a GenBank genome assembly.